Cordyceps fumosorosea ARSEF 2679 is the source of this 243-nucleotide messenger RNA. RefSeq lists its product as hypothetical. The record is from RefSeq and is a predicted model, not a curated record. The coding region runs from base 1 to 243 and encodes 80 amino acids. The transcript is spliced from 2 exons. Lineage: Eukaryota; Fungi; Ascomycota; Sordariomycetes; Hypocreales; Cordycipitaceae.
AUGCCUGAAGCAUCGUCCCAGCCUACCUCUGCCGCCACCACCGCCGCUGCUCCCGCGGCCGGCGCUCCCGUCAACCACUUUGGCGAGAACAGGGGCAUCAAGUUCCAUAUCAAGGCCGGCACCAGCACCUGGGCAUGCACUCUUCAGGAUCGCUCUCACUACGAGCGCAUCAAGGCCGCCCGUACCGGCUCUACCGACUCCGUCACCUCCUCCGCCUCUUCCGUCUCUGACGCUUCCCGUUAG